Messenger RNA from Hordeum vulgare subsp. vulgare (domesticated barley), 1536 nucleotides. RefSeq names its product WUSCHEL-related homeobox 11-like. The transcript is spliced from 3 exons. Lineage: Eukaryota; Viridiplantae; Streptophyta; Magnoliopsida; Poales; Poaceae. Gene Ontology annotation, molecular function: DNA binding; DNA-binding transcription factor activity. The record is from RefSeq and is a predicted model, not a curated record. Bases 70 to 1047 code for a protein of 325 amino acids. Gene Ontology annotation, biological process: adventitious root development.
AAAAAGAAAGCACCGGUGGUAAAAAGAUUCUUUUGUCCUCCACCGGCUGAAUCACCACCCGAGGAACGAAUGUUUACCCCCUCUCCUCUCUCCCUCGCAGCAACCGCACCAGCGCGCGAUCGACGACACUAUAUAUAUAGCGUCCCCGAAGCUUCUGUCUCACCAAGCAACACAACACAUUCGCUCGCUCACUCGCUCUCCUCGUCCAGCACUCCAAUUCCCGGCCAUCCAGCUCGACCGAUCGCGUCCAUGGACGGCGGCGGCGGCCACAGCCCGGACCUGCAGCCGGCGGAGCCGGUGCGGUCGCGGUGGACGCCCAAGCCGGAGCAGAUACUCAUCCUGGAGUCCAUCUUCAACAGCGGGAUGGUGAACCCGCCCAAGGACGAGACGGUCCGCAUCCGCAAGCUCCUCGAGCGCUUCGGCGCCGUCGGCGACGCCAACGUCUUCUACUGGUUCCAGAACCGCCGCUCCCGCUCCCGCCGCCGCCAGCGCCAGCUCCAGGCGCAGGCGCAGGCCCAGGCGCAGGCUCAGGCGCAGGCGCAGGCGUCCGCCGCCUCCUCCGGGUCGCCGCCCGCGCCUGGCGGCCACGCCUCGUCGACUUCGCUCGGGCUGUUCGCGCACGGCGGCGCGGCGUACAGCUCCUCCUCCUCCUCGUCCUCGUGGCCGCCCUCGCCGCCGUCGGUGGGGAUGGUGGGGGAGAUGGACCAGUGCGGGGGCGGCGACGACCUGUUCGCCAUCUCGCGGCAGAUGGGGUACGCGGACGGCGGCGGCGGCGGGGGCGGCUCCGGACCGUCGUCCUUCUCGGCGGCCGCCGCGCAGCAGCAGCAGCAGCUUUACUACUCGUGCCAACCAGCGGGCAUCACGGUGUUCAUCAACGGAGUGGCGACGGAGGUGCCACGGGGCCCCAUGGACCUGCGCUCCAUGUUCGGGCACGACGUGAUGCUCGUCCACUCCACCGGCGGCCUCCUCCCCGUCGACGACUACGGCGUGCUCAUGCAGAGCUUGCAGAUGGGCGAGAGCUACUACCUGGUCGCGAGGUCGAAUUAAUGGAGCCGGUUUGCUGAUUGGUGUCAAAUUUGGUCUGGUUCCUUGGAUCAUUGUAGACGGACGCAUGCGUGCUGCAGGUUCAGUUAAUCUGUCAAGGCGAACGGAAGCUAAUUAGGAAUGGGAUUGGUGGUGACUGCACGAUGGACGACCGAUCGAGAAGCAAAGCAGUGAACGACCAAGGCCGUCAAACCGGCCGUGUGCAUGGCUGUACGUGCGUGCCUGGUCGACAUACGCAUCUUAAUUAUAUAGAUAUAGCGGCAAUAUAUAUACAUAUAGUGCACCAUGUGUCCAGUCCAACAUAUAUCCGCCUAUGUAAUCAUCAAUCGACCCAUAUAUGCAUGCAUACCACCGUGAACAACAUAUGCAUGCAUGUAAUCAUCAAUCAACCCAUAUUGUGGUCUUUGCCCGCCCCUAGCUAGCCAUUAUUUCACCUGCGUAUUUUCUCUGUAUUUGCUUCGUCGAAAUCAAUGUAUGUAACGCCAAAUAACA